CCAGACCUGGUGGAGCGCCUCAUCUCCGUAGACAUUAGUCCCGUCUCGACCGCACCCGUCUCUGAAUUCUCUGCCUACAUCUCUGCCAUGAAGUCGGUGAAGAUCCCGGAUGGUCUGACCCGCUCUGCGGCCCGCCAGCUGGCUACGGCCCGCCAGCUGGCUGACGAGCAGCUGCGGCCAGUGGUCCAGCUCCCGCAGCUGAGACAGUUCCUCCUCACCAACCUGGUGGAGGUGGAGGGCCGCUACAUCUGGCGGGUGAACCUGGAGGCUAUUUCCCACCACUUGGCAGAUAUCAUGAACUUCCCCGUCUUCCACAAGCCGUAUCCUGGCCCAGCACUCUUCUUGGGAGGAUCCAACUCACCCUAUAUCAGCUCCAAAGACUACCCGGAGAUCCAGUGCCUCUUCCCCAAGGCAGAUGUCCAGCACAUCGAAGGUGCAGGCCACAUAGUCCAUCAGGAUAAAUUUGAAGAAUUCAUCACUGCUGUCCUCAAUUUCCUGCCACCACCGUAG
Molecule: messenger RNA, 510 nt
Organism: Balearica regulorum gibbericeps (East African grey crowned-crane)
Lineage: Eukaryota; Metazoa; Chordata; Aves; Gruiformes; Gruidae
Source: RefSeq, a predicted model, not a curated record